Messenger RNA from Penicillium roqueforti, 405 nucleotides. RefSeq lists its product as uncharacterized. NCBI's taxonomy places the organism in Eukaryota, Fungi, Ascomycota, Eurotiomycetes, Eurotiales, Aspergillaceae. The record is from RefSeq and is a predicted model, not a curated record. Bases 1 to 405 code for a protein of 134 amino acids. The transcript has a single exon.
AUGAGGAAUCCCACCUGUCCCCAAGAUAUCAAGCCCACCCGCACCGCCGACUUCCAUGAGAUUUUGGCCGUGGCAAAGCUGUACACCGACGCAGUCCGGACCAGCAACCCUGAAUGCAUUCACAAAUCCUUCCAUAAGGAUGCCACUAUGUGCGGGCACAUAGGUCCUGACUUUGCCAAUGGACCAGUCACAGACCUUUUGGAAAUAAUGAAGGAGAAGGGUCCAGAACCUAGUUUGAUCUCCCACCUGCAUAUCCUGUCGACAACCCCUACCACCGCCAUUGUUGAAGUAGAUGCAGAGGUGGAUACAGUUGGGUUCAGAGAUCAUUUAUGCAUGGCCAAGGUGGACGGACGCUGGCAAGUCAUGACCAAGCUUUACCACUUAUAUGAGAAGAAGCGUGCUUGA